CCGUGUACGCUUUCAUUGACAGUUAUUUGUUUUCGGUAACGACGAGGCUUGGAAAACUGUGGUUUUUACGUAGUUGUUCGCCUAGAAAUCAAGCUGAAGCAGAGUACAUCAGUGUCACCGCACUGCGUACUUAAUUCGUUAGUGUGGAAACGCGUAUUUGAAAGGUGACUAAGGAAGCCUAAAAACGAUCACCGUAAAAAGUGGUUAGAAACAGUAACAAUGAGCGACGAUCAAGGAAACGAACUGUCUCAAACAGUUGAAUUGACUUCGAAUGAUAUUGAAAAGUUAGAAGAAGCAAAAUUAAGAGCAAAGUUUCCAACUACUGGUCGUCCAAUCAGUGGACAUUCAGCAUUUCUGCAGAAGAGGCUAGCCAAAGGGCAAAAAUAUUUUGAUUCUGGGGAUUAUCAAAUGGCAAAACAAAAAUAUACAGCUAAACCAAAGCCAGCUGGUGUUUUGCCAACAGGUGAUGCUAUACCUACACCUGAAACUGUACCACAACGAAAAACAUCUAUUAUUCAACAAAAAUUUAAUACCUCGAGUACUUCAUAAGCUUAUUUUGUAAGAUAUUCAAAGUAUUGCAACUCCAGUGAUACAGUGCGAUUGUAUGCAAUCCGAAUUUUAA
This is a messenger RNA of Dufourea novaeangliae, 622 nucleotides long. RefSeq names its product alpha-endosulfine (gene endos). Gene Ontology annotation, molecular function: protein phosphatase inhibitor activity. NCBI's taxonomy places the organism in Eukaryota, Metazoa, Arthropoda, Insecta, Hymenoptera, Halictidae. Bases 220 to 549 code for a protein of 109 amino acids. The transcript is spliced from 3 exons. The record is from RefSeq and is a predicted model, not a curated record. Gene Ontology annotation, cellular component: cytoplasm.